This is a messenger RNA of Coccinella septempunctata (seven-spotted ladybird), 980 nucleotides long. RefSeq lists its product as uncharacterized. NCBI's taxonomy places the organism in Eukaryota, Metazoa, Arthropoda, Insecta, Coleoptera, Coccinellidae. Gene Ontology annotation, cellular component: membrane. The record is from RefSeq and is a predicted model, not a curated record. Bases 24 to 866 code for a protein of 280 amino acids. The transcript has 6 exons. Gene Ontology annotation, biological process: regulation of cell differentiation.
UGGGCGUGAACAAGUAUCCUGAAAUGGUUUCUGGAUUCGGGAACAGUGUUUCAGCAGUUUCCGCGAUGUUCGCGUUGUGCAUGUCCCGGGGGCCACCCACGAUCCAAGACGUCCACAACCAGAACUGUCUCAAUAAACAAGUGAAAGGAGGCUACCUUCUGAGAUAUAGAAAGGGUCUCUUCUGUAGUGGUUGGACAGAAGAAUGGGUAGUCCUAUUCGAGGACUCUACAUUAGCAUGGUACGCAGACAAAGGUCUCAGUAGGCCUAGAGGUCGGAUACGAAUUGGAGAUUCGCCAGACCUCCUGGCAGUUGGGGAAUGGACGAGAAAAGUACCGAAACGACCAAGAUUUCCUCGGAAUUGCCACAUAGGUCAAUUAAUAGCCAUAGGAUCCAGACGACCACAGGAUGUACAUUGGUUAAUAGCACAAUCUCCCACGGAAGUUACUGAUUGGAUGACAGCAAUUGGACAUACGCUACCGCCGCCACCACAUUUUCCGGUCGAGGAUAAAGUACAGCCUCACAAACAACUUCCUCAAUCCCAACAACAUCACAGGGAAAACAUCGUCCAUUUACAGGUUUCCAGAUCACUACCAAAGUCUUCGAGCCUCUACCAAAAAGCUCCCUCGACCUCCCUAGCCACUGCCUCAAGACCGCAAAAUUUCGAAAACGACCACACGGUUAUAUCAGGGGUGGAAUUAGGAUGGGGACACGGCUGGGGUUGGGGCGGUGCAGUAUGGGCGGCAGAAGCCACUUGCGUCCACGAAGCAGCAGUGAGUUCGAGCCUGUACUGUCAAAAUUUGGAGGACUACAGUUUAGGUGGUUACGAGGAGAUGGACUGGAGCGCAAUCGGUGACUUCUGCUUUUAAAAUUGUUUUUAAAGUAUCAAAAGUGUUCAUGACGUAACAUAGACGGGUAUAUGCCUAUUGUUGCCAAAUGUUUAUGAGUGGGAGAUUUUUCAAGUACACAAAUGACAAAAAGCA